Messenger RNA from Nerophis ophidion (straightnose pipefish), 452 nucleotides. Gene Ontology annotation, biological process: peptidyl-histidine dephosphorylation. The record is from RefSeq and is a predicted model, not a curated record. Gene Ontology annotation, molecular function: protein histidine phosphatase activity. Lineage: Eukaryota; Metazoa; Chordata; Actinopteri; Syngnathiformes; Syngnathidae. The transcript is spliced from 3 exons. Gene Ontology annotation, cellular component: cytosol. Bases 37 to 405 code for a protein of 122 amino acids.
UGGCCCGGAGUGGAUUCACGUGUGCAAUACAUCACAAUGGCAACCAAAUCGGACAUCCUGGCCACAAUCCCAGCUGUGGAGAUCGACCAUGACGCCACUUUCAAGUACAUCUUGGUCCGAGUGAAAGUGAAAGACGGCGACGAGCACAAAGACAUUGUCCGCGGCAAAAAAAGUGCAGAGUAUCACAGUCAUAUUUUUGAGGAGUUGGUGCUGGCCAUGGAGGCCUUGGGUCUGGAGUGUGAGUGCCUGGGCGGAGGAUACAUCGAGCACAACGGUCAAAAGAAGUCAUUAAGGGUGUAUGGAGAAUCCACUGCUUUCGGCAAUGCAGACCAUUUCUUGUCAUCAACCAAGUUAAAGAGUGUCUACGAUGACUACGAGAUCGCCUGGACGGACAACAUCAAAUAAUGUCUUCUCAUCUGCACUCAUUAAAGUAAUUUAUCAAAAGGCAACAA